UUGCGUUUAUGUAAAUGAGUCUUAUCGAAGCUCACGGCGAUUGAGCGUCGUUGAAGUCAUUGGAGUGACCAAUGCUAUUGAAAAUGAGCACGGCAUCGCCGAACCAAUCACCAGCCAGCGGCUCAGCUCCGCCGCCAAACAAGAAGGCUAGGACAGUGACUAGGGAACCUGUAGCCAUAAGAGGACCCUUCCCUAACGUUCUGGGAGGUGGUGCCAUUAAUCUGACCAUAUCAAAUGGUGAGAUUCGUCCCCAAAUGGUAAACCAGAGUGGAGCCAUUAGAGCGCCUUCUACUGUGUCAGUGGCAGGGACAACUCAGCUCCUGCUCAGAACUAACCAGUUGACACCGACUGGUCUUGUACCACUUAAAGUGAUACCGCCGCCGGGCGGCUGCCGGAUGCCGUACAUGAGCGGAGGACCUGCGAUCACGGUGCCCGUAACCAGCAUGGUGCCCGUAACCAGCAUGGUGCUGCAGCAGGGACCGUGCGGCCCCAUCACCCUCGCACCCAUCAUCCCUGCUGGACUCGUGCCUCAGCCUCCCGCCGCGCACACGGGGUCGGCGAACCCGCUCCCUGUGACGGGCACGCAUCCGAUAGCAGCGCACAUGCACCGGCCGCAGGCGAUGUCCAUACUGGCGACUAUCCCACGCAGGAUCUCUCCCGGGGUCCCGGUAACAGCCGCCACAAGCACGGCAUGUGCAGUGUCUACAGUAGCCAUGCAGAUUGCCCAAAGGCCGGGAACGGUGAACAUCAUCAGUGGUGGACCACCACCAUCUGCAGCUGUUCCAAAGUCGAAGUCGGAGCCACCACCACUACAGCCUAUAGAGAUGGUGACCAGAACAGGAAGCAUUGAAUCAAAACUGACAGUGACACAGGUGACAGAGGUCUCAACGGGAGUGGUGACACCCAAAGCCGAAACAACUACUUCUACCUCUACAAAUACAUCUAGGAAAGAUCUUGCCGAUUCUGCAGUAAAAGAUCUUGGUAGUAAAAGCUCUGAGCCACAGAACACAGGUGGCAGCACUGGUGCUGGCGGCGGCGGUGGUGGUGGCGGUGGAGACUUCGAUGUAGUGGGUGCCAUGGACUGGAAAGAUGGUAUUGCAACACUUCCAGGCAGCAACCUGAAGUUUUGUUUAAACGAGUUUGGCAUUAUGGAAAUGAUCAUGGACACGGAAGAGAAGACAGCCUCUACCAAUAACACAGAAACGACCAUUGAAAGUGCAUCAGGUGAUAAGAAGGAGGAAGAGGAAAUCAAAACAGAAAUGAUAACUGGAGCUGAAACUGCUCACACAGCAGAGAGUGACAAGCCGAUACAACCCACAGAGCAUUCUGUAAAGAAAACUACAAACAAACCACUGAAGUCCGAGUCCAACAAGUCUACUGGAAAAGAAAAAUCACGAAAAGCAGAGGGCUUUGACCUUGAGCUGGCGACCAGCACGGGCGAGAUCUGCUGCUGUGAGAACUGCGGCGUGUACGGCCUGCGCAGUGACUUCUGCAAGUCUGGUCGCUUCUGCAGCAUGUCGUGUGUUGGCGCCUACGCCAUCAAAUACGUGCACCGGCCCAGUAAAAACGAUGAGGAUCCCCAAUCUGCAGCGGCGAAAAGAUCGCAGUCCGAAGCAGCCGCACGGAAACGAAAGAAGAAGUCGAUGGAUUACGGAGGAAAGGAUUUCCAGGUCAAGGACAGCAGGGACCUGAAAAUGAUAAUCAAGGUACCCAAGUCGGACUCUCUGGAUCUCGGAGCGGAAUCGGACCGCAGCGCGGGUUCGGAAUCCACAGGCGUCCGCAGGUUGGGCAAGAAGACGAAGAGUCUCUUCUGGAGCAAGUACCUGGAUGAGGAGAAGGCUGUGGCUGCACCAGUGAAGCUGUUUCGCGAGAAUCAAGGAUUUCCUACGAACAAGAAUGGCUUCAGGUUAGGUAUGCGACUGGAAGCCAUAGAUCCUCAGCAUCAGUCGCUAUUCUGUGUGGUCAGUGUGUCAGAGGUUAGAGGGUAUAGAUUCAGGCUGCAUUUUGAUGGCUACUCGGAGUGCUAUGACUUCUGGGUAAAUGCAGACUCUCCUGACGUCUUUCCUGUGGGCUUUUGUGAAAAGAAUGGUCACAAUCUGUCUCCACCAAAAGGAUACGUAAGUGAGACCUUCAACUGGUCCUGUUAUAUGAAGUCCAUCAAAGCAUCCUCUGCUCCAAGGCAUCUAUUCAGCGUCAAACAUAACACGUCUGUAAUACCACACGGCUUUCGCAUCGGCUCAAAACUCGAGGCAGUCGACAAGAAGAAUACGGCGCUUACCUGCGUUGCCACGGUAGCAAACGUGCUCGAUAAUCGCUUUCUCAUCCAUUUCGACGGAUGGGAGGAUUGCUAUGACUACUGGGCAGAUGCUUCGUCGCCUUACGUCCAUCCCGUAGGCUGGUGCCAGGAGAAUAGCCGCGUGCUAUCACCGCCAAACGACUGCGAUGAUAUAGAGAAUUUCACGUGGGAGAAGUAUUUGAAGCAGAGCAAUUCCAUAACGGCUCCGGCAAGGGCUUUCAAGCAGCAUUCGCCGCACGGUUUCCGGAUCGGCAUGAAGCUGGAGGCAGUCGAUCCGCGUAACCCCGUGCUCGUGCGCGUCGCGACGAUCGCCAUGACGACCGAUCACAUGCUCAAGCUGCACUUUGAUGGCUGGAGCGAGGUGUACGACUACUGGAUCGACGACGACUGCCCGGACAUACACCCGGCCGGCUGGUGCACCAAGACUGGCCACACGAUUACGCCACCGAUCACUCCGCUUGACCUCGUCGAGAAUGGCCAGAAUUCCGGAUGCCCGACGCCCGGAUGCAAGGGCAUCGGUCACAUCAAGGGUGCCAAGUACACGGGCCACCACAGCGCGUUCGGCUGCCCCUACUCGGAACUCAACAUGAACAAGAUGAGCAUUGGUCUCGGACUGCUGGACAGGAUGGGUCCGACGCGAGACUCGGUUGCCGACAGCAAGGCUGGAGAAGCGCACAGCUCAAUGGAGAUCGGAAAAUGCCCGUAUCCAGACUGUGAUGGUUCAGGCCAUAUAACGGGCAAGUGGACCACACAUCACAAGCUCUCUGGCUGUCCACUCGCGCAACAGCAAGCACAGGUCAACAACGAGAUGACCGAAGACGUCAACAUGUUGACUGACUCUCUGACUGGGAAGCGUGGAAGACCAGGCAGGAGACGACGACGGCAUCUGCUACUACUGAGGCGUGUAAAGCGCGAGCAGAAGUCAACAACGCCACCUAGUGAGCCAAAAGAUGAUGAGCAGACUGAGUUAGAGAGAUUAUUACAUCACUCUGUCUUCUUGCCUCCCAUUAACCAAACUAACGAGGACCUCCCGCUAGGCUGGGAGAACCACUCUAAGUUGCUGCCGGCCGUCAACGAGUGUGAGGUGCGCGAGGUCGCUGGCUGGUCGGUCGAUGAUGUCGUCAGGUUCAUCAGGCGUCUGCCUGGCUGCGAGCAGCACGCUCUCAUGUUCAAGGAAGAGCAAAUUGACGGGGAGGCGCUGCUGCUGCUGGCGCAGGCUGACAUCGUCAAGAUACUCAACGUGCGGCUCGGGCCAGCGAUCAAGAUCUACAGCAGCAUUCUGCUCCUACACGGCGGCACUAGCAACAACAACAGCCGCAGCCACUCAGUCAACAGCAGCUGAGGUGCAGCCGGACACGAGCGAGACAGCGUGAAGCGCGUGCAUCACGGGGACGUGUAACUUACAAUUACAAAUUACAAUUACAUUAAAUCGCGGUAACAAUGAGAAUAAUGGCAGCGAUCGGUCGGUCGUCAGCAGCUGAGGUACGAUUGGCUGGAAGACCGCUGCGCCUUCCCACGAGUUCACCAGCACGUGCAUCUGCUUGUAUUCUAGUACAAAGAGUAGAGAGUUCAGCCUCCUUUCAAAGUGCAGCAGGUGAUGAUGUAUAGCAGCAUUUAAUAAAUUCCCCCAUCUUAGUAACAGUACACUAAAUUUCUCAGACAUAAGCGCACGGUUAUCUGUUUCGUGUCUGUGCGUGCGUUGGUUAUCGUGUAGGGGAAUCGCGUGUGUUCCGUGCAGACGGGUUGUCAGACCGGUAACUAUGGCCUUGCAUAACAAUGUCGAGUGUGUUUAUUUAUUUCUAUCUUCGUUCCAUUUCAAAACUCGGUUAACUGCAGUGUGGGAAGUCUCCAACCUAACUAGCAUGCACCUAACAUGCACUGCAUCGUAGCAAGCUCUUCCUUUGGUUUUGCUGGCACCAGCAGCUAUCAUCAGUUAAUAAUGCUGCAUGUGUCUAAAAUUGUAAAUACUUUGCGAAUAAGCCACAACCGGCUGAUGCCAGCUUGGACAGAACGGGUGUGGAUGAGGGCCGAGUACAGACAAGGUAACAGCUUGCUGUUGUUUUCACAUUUAGCCGAAUCGCUGUAGCAUCUUGUGCUAAUUACAGGAAUAAUGAGAAACAAGCAGUAUACUCCCAUGGGGUAGGAAGGAUGAUUGAUUGCUACUCUACUUUGAUUUCAGCUUCUAUUUUGUCGUCCAUCAGCAAACAAACCUAUCGGACGUAGACGCCUUCGACGUGUAUGUUACUUUUUACGUUAUGGCAUUUGGUUUGAAGCGCUGCAAUUUGGAAGCACACGUGUAAGCACGCACCAAGUUUAUUGAUUCACCAUUCGAACAUUCCCAAUAGUUGUGUGAUAUAGCUAGUCAGAAUGUGAUAGGGGAGCAGUCGUAUGUUAGUUACGGAUUGUAUUAGUAUUGUCGACAAUGAUCUAGAGAUAGAGACGAGAGACAGAGAGAGAGAGAGAGAGCGAGAGAGAAGGGGGAGCUAGGGAGAGAGAGUGAGCGAGAGGAGAGAGAG
Priapulus caudatus is the source of this 4812-nucleotide messenger RNA. RefSeq names its product lethal(3)malignant brain tumor-like protein 3. The coding region runs from base 72 to 3638 and encodes 1188 amino acids. Lineage: Eukaryota; Metazoa; Priapulida; Priapulimorpha; Priapulimorphida; Priapulidae. The record is from RefSeq and is a predicted model, not a curated record. Gene Ontology annotation, cellular component: nucleus. Gene Ontology annotation, molecular function: zinc ion binding; protein binding. The transcript has 23 exons. Gene Ontology annotation, biological process: regulation of DNA-templated transcription.